Messenger RNA from Penaeus chinensis, 885 nucleotides. RefSeq lists its product as uncharacterized. Bases 92 to 802 code for a protein of 236 amino acids. The transcript is spliced from 6 exons. NCBI's taxonomy places the organism in Eukaryota, Metazoa, Arthropoda, Malacostraca, Decapoda, Penaeidae. The record is from RefSeq and is a predicted model, not a curated record.
CAAGAUUAGAGUGAAACGUGAUAUUAGUCUCAUACAUAUACUGUGUGCUGAGAGGUGAUCUUGGGUUCCACUGUCUGUCGACGAAUUGAAGAUGACGAAGAUCAUAUUGAUUGUGUUCUUGUCCGUGAUGACUUGUACGUACUCCGAAGCCCGUGAUGAAGGCGAGGACCCUGUGCUUCCUCCUUUGCACCUGAAUUGUACGCAGAGCCUGACGGAAUUCCUCCUGCUGAGACAAGAGACUCACCUCAACAGGAUGGUCUCAGCGGAAGAAGCCACAACGAAGCUUCUGAAGCAGACUCUCGAAACGCUGGUCCAGGUUCGCGAGACGCUGAACGAGGUCAAUGCGAAGAUGGGAGGACAUAUUGAUACGAAGCCUGAUGGUGCCGUUUGCCAGCCUCCCUUCACACGAGUAGGGGAACGCUGUCUCCUGCUGGCCCUUCAGGAGCAGCACACCUGGGCCUCAGCACGACAGUUCUGCGCGGGAUACGGGGCCGACUUGGCUCACUUCUCGGAAGCCAACGCCUUCGCCGCCCUCCUGGAUUACGUCAACACGAUCAACUUCCAGAAGAAAAACAUUAACGUGUGGGUCGGCGGGACAGACGAGGCCGUCGAGGACACUUGGCUCUGGGUCACCGGGGAGCUGAUGCCAAGGGGGCCGCCCUUCUGGGGGACCUACGAUGGAUAUGCUCUACAGCCGAACGCAGGCACGAGUCAAAACUGCGCAGUCCUUUGGAAAGCUGACUAUUACUAUAUGCAUGACCUGCCAUGCACACACAAAUGCGCUCCACUCUGCCAGAAAUGAAGGGGGAAAAAAAAUCUAAUUUCGUAAUCUUUUGUUCAUUCUCACGUAAGGCAUGUAAAUUAUAUUAAAUUUAUGUACCACUU